Messenger RNA from Heterobasidion irregulare TC 32-1, 1950 nucleotides. RefSeq lists its product as uncharacterized. NCBI's taxonomy places the organism in Eukaryota, Fungi, Basidiomycota, Agaricomycetes, Russulales, Bondarzewiaceae. Gene Ontology annotation, cellular component: prospore membrane. The transcript has 8 exons. Gene Ontology annotation, biological process: ascospore-type prospore membrane formation; protein localization to prospore membrane. The coding region runs from base 1 to 1950 and encodes 649 amino acids. The record is from RefSeq and is a predicted model, not a curated record.
AUGAUUGCAUCAGACAGAAUGAUUGUACGCGUUUCAUAUACUAGGGAGAGAUCACUAGGAGCGACUUUCGAUGAAAAUCAAAACAGGUUUACUCAGCAUCUGCAGUACGAAGAUUGGGCUGAGUUCAUGGUAGUUUGGCGGAAAGACCGAAUAGAAUUAUACGAGGAUUAUACCAUUCCGCUGAAGGAGUGGGUGACUGGGCAUAAGCACCUCGCCUUCAUUGCGCCUCUCAACACACCACGGACUAAAUUGUCAUUAUACUCCUUCACAGACCUCAGUUUCUGCAUAGCAUGUCCUCCUACCGCGGUGGAGUCUGUCUCGAAGAGCCGGUGGCAUUUUCAUCGCGCGAAAGAGGGUCUCAAUAUUUUUGUUUUCAAACAUCGAAGACGCUCUCGCGCAGUCGACUGGACAUGGCAUUUAUGGCGUCGACUCGGUGGAAGGUUUCCUCCGUUCAUUGAGAUUCGUGUGCCUCUGGUGGAUAUUCGGCUUAAAAUCGACAUUCCAGAUUCAGCCAAUGAUCAAACGAAUGCCGACCUGACCUCUUUCACCAAGGCCAAUCUUAUAGAACUCUGUGUCAAAGCUCUAGGCCGGAUACAGGACUGGAAGAUGUUGAUACAACGGCAGCUUGAGAUGGGGGCUCAACUUGAGCUUGCUUGGAGGAUGGGCACACAAUUGGAUUGGGUUUGGUGGCAGGAAGAUAUUGAGGGGAAGGAAAGAGAGUGGGCUGUUCUUGCAGGACUCGCGCUGAGCCAGGCAGGUAAAGCAGCACACCUUGAAAUCCGAAGGAGCGAACAUCUCCCAUCGCGGGUACAUCUUAAGGACGGUGUACGAUUGGAGGAGCCACCAUCAAUCGAAGGGUUCCUCGAACGAGUUAAACCUGCAACGCAAGUCCGGCAGCCUAUAUACCUCACCAUACAUGACGGGUUGCUCUUCUCCCUACCCCCUCCUAGAGCUCACCCUCCACGCCCACCGGGGAGCGUCCCCGAGCCCGCUUCUCUGGACGACGACUUUCAUACUACAAUGCGAAAUGAGGAGGCGUGGCGCGGAGCACAGCAAGUGUCCGAGGCGAGAGGUGUGACGGAUCUGCGCAGUAUCGUACUCGUUCGGCGCGCCUUUCAAAAACCAGCGCAAGAUCGUGUGCAUAUACGAAUGCGACGGUGUUUCGAGCUGGUGAUGAGUACAGGAAGAAUAGUACGGUUUGAAACUUACUCGUGCAAGACAGCGAUAGAAUGGAUCAACCGCCUUCGCACGCUGAUUCAAUACUGGAAGGCACGUCAUGAUAUGGACGCUCGUCAAGAGAUGGAUAUUCAAGCCGCACCAGAACCGGCAUCGGAUUUGAGCGCCAUCCUGCCGUCGCUGAAUCACCUAUACAACUGGUGUGUACUGGAUGGGUGUCGGGCCAUCACAAAAACGGGGCGAGUCUUCGUGCAGAAAGGGUUUCGUGGUCGGUACAAGUUAGUGCACGUCCAGCUUUUUAUCGUGGCAGGUCACCUCAUUCAAUAUCACAUGAAGACCAACUCGGUACACCACCGGAGACGAGGAAAAGGAAUCAGUUUGCUCGACGCCUAUAUCGCUUCGGGCGUGUUCGCGGCGCAAUCGUUGCCUCGAGGUCAAUAUAAACCCAACACCCCACCAAUGGCUCGGCGAUACCAAGACGGAUUAGAAAGUGCCGAUCCAGACGAAGACACGUUGUUUGUGGUGUACUAUUACCCAUUGAACGUGGAAACCGGAAUAACCGAACGGCCAGGUAAGGGGAACAGGGUCGGAAAGGAUAAGGAGGCAGUUCCUAAUUUGAGCACCAAAAGGAAGCUGAUGGUGUUCAGGACGAGAAGCAGAGUCGAGAGAGAUGUGUGGUGUUGGGCACUGAACGCGGAGAUCGAGAAAGUGGUACGGACAAAGAAAGAGAGAGAAGAGAAAUUACGACAUGCUGGAGGCUUGAUCAGGACAUGA